Messenger RNA from Helobdella robusta, 621 nucleotides. RefSeq lists its product as hypothetical. Bases 1 to 621 code for a protein of 206 amino acids. NCBI's taxonomy places the organism in Eukaryota, Metazoa, Annelida, Clitellata, Rhynchobdellida, Glossiphoniidae. The transcript is spliced from 3 exons. The record is from RefSeq and is a predicted model, not a curated record.
AUGGCAGAACUUUUAGGGUCUAGAUUAAAACAGUGGAAUCUUCUCCAAUCUGAUGUUAAAGUUUCCUAUUUCAGAAAACGGCAACAAAAUCUUCUUCGUUUUUUUGAGAAGAAAAACAACCUUGUUGUUUGCGUUGAUAUCUAUGGUUUAAUGUAUUGUCUCAAUUUGAACUAUGAUCCAAAAAUGCAAUUAGACUAUACCAAAUACUGCUGCUUCAUGUGUAUGUGGGACAUAGAAACAAAAUUUCAUAUUACACACAAAAGGACUGGCCUGCAAGAAAUCUCAACAAAGAUACAUGAACUUGUGAAAGAUCCUGCAUUUGAUGAAGUUUUGAAGGGGCAAGAAAAAGAAACUUGGGAAUCUCUCAAGGGAGUGAUUUGUGGAUUUUUAGGCCACAGAAGAGAUGAUAACUACAUCCAAUUGUUAACAGUACUUCUGCAAAAAUGCCAUCAACUAAGACGUAACAUGUCCUUGAAGAUUCACUUCCUCCACUCACAUUUAGACUUCUUUCCACUUUGUGGAGCUGUUAGUGAUGAACAUAGAGAAAGGUCCCACCAAGAUAUUUCUGUAAUGGAAAAAAGAUAUGAGGGUCGUUGGAAUGAAGCUAUGCUUGCAGAUUAA